Messenger RNA from Conger conger (European conger), 1393 nucleotides. It is a transcript of the gene ccnb1, whose product is annotated as cyclin B1. The record is from RefSeq and is a predicted model, not a curated record. Gene Ontology annotation, molecular function: cyclin-dependent protein serine/threonine kinase regulator activity. The coding region runs from base 98 to 1306 and encodes 402 amino acids. The transcript has 9 exons. Lineage: Eukaryota; Metazoa; Chordata; Actinopteri; Anguilliformes; Congridae. Gene Ontology annotation, cellular component: nucleus; cytoplasm; mitochondrial matrix. Gene Ontology annotation, biological process: mitotic metaphase chromosome alignment; regulation of cyclin-dependent protein serine/threonine kinase activity; mitotic cell cycle phase transition.
AUUUAAACUGAAGCAUAGCGAGUUUGUGAGUAUCUUGCUCUUGUGUUGCAGAGGAAUUAUACAGCAGUCUUUCUUGUGAGCAGCGGUACGGUUUGAAAUGGCUAAUCGUUUGACCAGGAAUUCUCAGAUUGCAGCUGAGAACCGAACUGCGCUGGCUGGUAAAGCCAUGGUGUCCAAGCCUACGCUGAGGCCAAGGGCCGUGUUGGGGGAGAUCGGAAACAAAACCGCAGCUCCUAGACUACUUAAAAAGGAAACCAAGCCCGAGAUAACGAAAGUCGUUCAGCGGAAGCCAAUUAAGGUGGAGAAGGCUCCUGAGGUGCAGCUGCCCAAACGAAAUGCGAUCAAGAAACUUGAAGAGAAAGUAACGCUACCGGCGAUCCCUGAGCCUGCAUCUCCUACGCCCAUGGAGACCUCUGGCUGUGCUCCAGAAGAUCUUUGCCAGGCUUUCUCUGACGUGCUCCUCAACAUCAAGGAUGUGGACGCAGAUGACUAUGACAAUCCCAUGCUCUGUAGUGAAUACAUCAAGGAUAUCUACAAAUACCUCCGUCAACUUGAGGUUGACCAGGCAGUCAGACCCAGGUACUUGGAUGGACGGGAAGUGACUGGGACUAUGCGUGCCAUCCUUAUUGACUGGUUGGUCCAGGUGCAAGUCAAGUUCCGCUUGCUGCAGGAGACUAUGUAUAUGACUGUUGGCAUCAUUGACCGCUUCCUUCAGGAUAACCCUGUGCCAAAAAAGCAGCUCCAGCUUGUUGGUGUAACUGCCAUGUUCAUCGCCUCCAAAUAUGAAGAAAUGUACCCACCAGAGAUCGCAGACUUUGCCUUUGUCACUGACCGGGCAUACACCACUGCCCAAAUCCGGGAAAUGGAGAUGAAGAUCCUGCGGGUACUGAAUUUUAGCUUUGGUCGACCUCUCCCCCUACAGUUCCUGCGCAGAGCUUCAAAGGUUGGAGAGGUCACUGCAGAACAUCACACCCUGGCAAAGUACUUGAUGGAGCUCACAAUGGUCGACUAUGAUAUGAUCCACUUUCCUCCCUCCCUGGUGGCUUCUGCUGCGUUUGCCCUCUCUCUGAAGGUUUUCGACUAUGGCGAAUGGACCCCUACUCUACAGCACUACAUGGAUUACACUGAGGCCUGCCUGGUCCCAGCGAUGCAGCACAUUGCCAAGAAUGUUGUGAAGGUCAAUGACGGACUCACAAAGCACAUGGCGGUCAAGAAUAAGUAUGGUAGCCAGAAGCAGAUGAGGAUCAGCAGUCUUGCUCAGCUGAAGUCUUCAGUUAUCAAGGACCUGGCAAAACAAUUGUCUUGAGCCAUUUAUUGGGCACUGUGUGCUCUUUGUAUAAACUGUAAUUUUGUGUGCUUGUUUCUUUUAAAUAAAGAUUUUUACUCCCUUUUA